Messenger RNA from Episyrphus balteatus (marmalade hoverfly), 1197 nucleotides. RefSeq lists its product as uncharacterized. The transcript is spliced from 6 exons. Lineage: Eukaryota; Metazoa; Arthropoda; Insecta; Diptera; Syrphidae. The record is from RefSeq and is a predicted model, not a curated record. Bases 307 to 1176 code for a protein of 289 amino acids.
AGACAAGAACAAAACGAAGAAGCGAACCGCGAGCCUACUUGUCUAUGGAUAAACUAUUUAGCGCGGGUGCGAGAUUAAAUUUCAGUUAACGUGCGAUUAAAGGAAGUGAAAAAGUUAGCAACAUUUGAACCGGAAAUGGUGUUUUGAUCCAUGAUUGAUUAAUUGUGAAAGUGACAAUUUAAAAGUACCUAUAUUUUAUUCCUAUCCUUUCUCUUAUUCAGUUAUCUGGUGGAUCAGUUUAAUUUUAAAUUCUAAAUUUUUAAAUUGAAUAUCCGCAUGCGAUUUACGCCAUAAAAAACAGAUUAAAUGGGUCUACAUGCGAUAUUUGUGUUCGCAGUGCUGCUGCCGAUAAGCAUAAAAGCGCAACAAACUCGAGAAGUCUCGCCAUACAUAGAUUUAGUAUUUUGUCCCGUAAAAUCAGAACCAUGGAGUUGUGCGCGACAACAAUCUGGACGUAUAUUGGACUUGUGGAGUGAUCAGUUGGACUCAGAAUGGCAAAAAUUAAAAGUUGAAGCAGAUCAACAAUUUAAUGCCACACAAGAACGAAGAGGUUACAGCCAAUCAGAGUCAUUGAGCAAAGAAAAGCCAUCGACACUUUUGAAGAAAAUCGAAUUGGGUACAAGUUAUAUGAAGGACUAUCUAGCGUAUACGUUUGAUGGAUUCCUUGGACGAGAAUACUAUAAUGAUGUGGAAUUAGAAGAAGAAAAUCCAGCUAGUGAUGAAUUUCUCGAUGUUGAAGUAACUCGCGGCAAAAAAAAGAAGAAGAAGAAGGCCCUCAUGAAAUUAGCUUUACUUGGAGGCUUUUUAAAAGCAAAAAUUGAACUUUUGCUUAAAAUUCUUGGAACUCACCUGCAAAUUAAAUUUUUGGCCAUAGCAGCUGUGGGUCUUCUUAUUAAUAUUGCUCGAUUUUGGAUUGAUCUUAAACGAGGCGGAGGUGCACCACAAAAGGUUGUCUAUGUUGAACAUGCACAUCAUCAGCAUCACUAUGAGGAUCAUGGUGAAGAUUGGGGCGAACAAGGUUCAAAUGGCGGUAGCUAUUGGAAACGUUCCAUAACUGAUCCCAUACCAGCAGCUGCAGCACCAGAACAAACAUCGGAAAACAUUGGCUAUUAUCAUUAUCAAUCAAAUGAUCCAAAUUAUAUGGCCUAUCAUUCUCAACUUCCAUCCUAUUCAUAAAGCUAAUAAUAUAAUCCUAUU